AUGAUGGCCAGACCCUGGCAGACCCCACAACUCCUGCUGGCCAUCCUGGUGGCCCUGGUGGCCCUCACCCACCAAGAAAGAAGGAAAACCUUUAUGAGUGUCGAAGAAGUGCCUGUGUCAGAGCCCCAUGUGAUAGCCACCUUGAAGUUUGUGAUCAACGACUUCAACAAGAAGAGUGAUGACAAGUACAAUUUCCGGAUUGUGCGGGUCCUGAAGGUCCAGAAGCAGGUUACUGACCACAUGGAGUAUCAUGUGAACAUGGAGAUGCGGCGGACCACCUGUCAAAAGCUGGAGACUACUAACUGCGUGUUUCAAGAAGGGGAACUUUAUAAGCAAAUUGAGUGCUUCUACUCAGUGUUUGUUGUUCCCUGGUUUGAAAAGUACAAAAUUCUGAACAAAAACUGCACCGAUGGCUAGGUGUCCUGAAGCACAUAUCAGCAAUCAUACUUUAAAAUAUCAUGCAAUAAGCAGUAAUUCUCAAUAUAGAAAAUAAAUGUUUGUCAAACUAUUAUCUCAACACUCUUAAUGUUUAUUAGUCCACUUCCCCCCUAAACUCUUCAGCUCAUAAUAAUGUAAUCUGAAGGUAUUCUGAGCUAGGAUAGUUUUAGGAUUCUAAUGAAGUGACAUAGAUAAUUCCUGGCCUUAUAGCCUAUACCUGCAUGAUUGGAGAACUUCAACCCCAUCCUCAUAUCAAGUAGGAGUCUUCAGACUUUACAGUAAGUAAAAAAUGAGGAGGAGGAGGAGGAGGAGGAGGAGGAGGAAGAGGAGAGGGAAGAAGUUCUAAGUUAUUUACCUGAUCAAACAAGAGAUGUUUGUAAGUAUGGCCUACAAUGCCAUCUCUUAGGGGCCCAAUGAGGACUACCUCUUUUCUUGCAUAAUGUGUUGAAUAAGUAGAAAUAAUACACGUAUUUUUUUUAAGAUGAGCGUCUUUGUUACUGACAAGGAUUAAGUUGGGAGAUAUGCAUUAUUUUUGCAAGAAAGUGCACUUUCUAAUACCAAACUCUAAUGUUAUACUUACAC
Messenger RNA from Prionailurus viverrinus (fishing cat), 1020 nucleotides. RefSeq names its product cystatin 11 (gene CST11). Lineage: Eukaryota; Metazoa; Chordata; Mammalia; Carnivora; Felidae. Gene Ontology annotation, molecular function: cysteine-type endopeptidase inhibitor activity. The record is from RefSeq and is a predicted model, not a curated record. The transcript has 3 exons. The coding region runs from base 1 to 417 and encodes 138 amino acids. Gene Ontology annotation, biological process: defense response to Gram-negative bacterium. Gene Ontology annotation, cellular component: sperm flagellum; nucleus; cytoplasm.